AUGAGGAAUUCAAGAAAAAGCAAAAUGGUGACAGAAGAAAACAACCACCACAAACAAGCAUAUGGGAGAGUGCAACAAUCUGAUCCAAAUGAACAUGAAUAUUCUUUUCGAAUAAGCCACACAUCAGAAACUAGCCAUACAAAUUAUGAUCAUCCUCCUCCUCGAUUAAGUUCCGAUUAUAGCCCUACUCUCGCUGCAUCUCCGACAUGGGACCCAUCAUCAUCUCCAUGUUUAGAUUCUUCUUGGGACCAGAGUCACCAAACAUCGCCAUUAUCAAGAUCUCCAUGGACAUCUCACGUCGAAAAUAGUAGUACUAAUUAUUCAUAUACAGGGCUCAUGGGGUCCCUCGUUCGCGAAGAAGGCCAUAUAUAUUCUUUGGCAGCUUCAGGGGAUUUGUUAUACACGGGGUCUGAUAGUAAGAAUAUUAGGGUGUGGAAGAAUCACAAAGAAUUUUCCGGUUUCAAAUCAAAUAGUGGAUUGGUGAAAGCAAUUAUAAUUGCUGGAGAAAGAAUAUUCACGGGUCAUCAAGACGGAAAGAUUCGAGUCUGGAAGGUCUCUGGCAAGGAUCCAAGCAUUUACAAACGAAUUGGAACUUUGCCAACUUUAACGGCUUGUAUAAAAAGUUCACUGAAACCUAGCAAGAAUGUGUGGAUAAAGCAUUUUGAUGCUAUUUCAUGCCUUACCAUGAGCGAGGACCAAAAGCAUUUGUAUUCAGCAUCUUGGGAUAAAACCAUAAAAGUUUGGAGAGCAUCAGAUUCGAAAUGCUUGGAAUCGAUAAAAGCCCACGACGAUGCUGUAAAUUCAAUCGUCGUAGGUUUUAAUGGGCUACUUUUUUCAGGUUCUGCUGAUGGAACAGUAAAAAUAUGGAGAAAAGAAUCACAAGGGAAAGGAACAAAACACUUCUUUUCACAAACAUUGUUGAAGCAAGAAUGCGCGGUAACAGCAUUAGCUGUUGACCCUUCAUCGAGUUUCCUCUAUUGUGGCUCCUCUGAUGGGCUAGUUAAUUAUUGGCAACGCGACAAACUUCUUUCCCAUGGAGGAGUUUUACGUGGUCAUAAGCUUGCAACACUAUGUUUAGCAGCCGCGGGAAAUUUAAUUUUCAGUGGAUCAGCUGAUAAUAAUAUUUGUGUAUGGAAAAGGGAUGGAGGGGAACAUACAUGUUUAUCAUUGUUGAGCGGCCAUUCUGGUCCUGUUAAAUGCUUGGCUGUUGAAGAGGACCAAGAAAAAACAGGUGGUGAUAAACAGUUUAUUGUUUACAGUGGCAGCCUCGAUAAAUCGGUGAAGAUUUGGAGAGUCUCAUCGAAGUUGGUACCAAACCAGGCCGAGGUGGGGAUGAGUCCGCCGCAAAAUGUUCCUUCAGCUUGUAGCUUUGGGACACAAGGUAGCUGCAGAGUUAGCCAAAGGAGAAAAUAAUAAUGGUGGAAACUGGGAAACACAAACGGGAAAAGACAUACUCCCCCUGUUCCAAAAAGAUUAUCAUCCUUUCCUUUUUAUUUUGUCCCAAAAAGAUUGUUUCCUUUUUAUAUUUAGAAACAAUUUAACUUUAUGAGAUGAUUUACAACCACACAAAUAUCUAAGGCUUAUUUUGGACCACACGUUUCAAAAGUCCUCCUUUAUUUCUUAAACUUUGUGCCAAGUCAAAAGAGGAUAAUCUUUUUGGGACGGAGGGAGUAUUUCUUUUGAUAAUUGUGUAGACGCAGUUAGCUUUGGAAAUUGACCAAGUUCUCAUCUAUCUUUUGCU
Molecule: messenger RNA, 1741 nt
Organism: Lycium barbarum (goji berry)
Lineage: Eukaryota; Viridiplantae; Streptophyta; Magnoliopsida; Solanales; Solanaceae
Product: protein JINGUBANG
Exons: 1
Coding region: 1-1413 (470 amino acids)
Molecular function (GO): protein binding
Source: RefSeq, a predicted model, not a curated record